GCCUAAAUGCCUACAUCCAGUCCCCGAAGCAAUCGUGCCCAGGCCUUCACUAACCCGUCAAACUUAACGGAGUUUGACAAUCCGAAUACAACUCGAGAACUUGAUUUCACAAGCCUCUUAUCUUACCACCGAAGUUUUGAUUUCACAAAACUCGGGAUUUCUUCCACCUAACGUUUGAUUUCACAAACCGUUAGGAUUUCUACCACUUGGUACGACCUCGAAGCGAAGAAGAUUUAAUCUUGCACUGUGAAACCCUAACACCCUAAAGUGGGAAGCAGCUCUAGUACCAUCAGCAUGACACGAGUUUAUAUAUGAGGAGAAAAGGGCGUCCAAUCUUUGCUGAGUUUUAAGCCCUUCUUUCCAAUUUCCAUACAUUAAUGCGUCGGACUUCGCACGUUCUCUCCUGCGUGGGCAGCUUUUCUCUUCGUUCUACCGCUCCUGCCUCUCUCUGCGCCCUCAAUGUGGACUUCUUAGCCCAUUUUCACUCUUACAGACCCGAGCUCGAAAACGGGGCAGAAUCUUGCCCCAAUGGUUAUCGCAGAUUUCAAGGAGAUACACAUUGUCAGCCUAUUGGUGGACGAUGGACUCCAUCUCUUUCAUCUGGAUUCCAUGCUCUAUAUCCCAGGAGCUCUGUUAUAUCUUCAACUCCCGUCCCAUUGAAUCUCAAUCAUCGCCUCUUCCUAAGCCAUGGUUUCUUAACCAGAGCUAAAAAGAAUAUUACUGCAAUAGAAGUGGACUCUCACGGCCAUGUUAUGCUAGCUGAAAUGGUGCACUCAUUGGCAGAUUUCGCGAACCAGGCACUUCUUGCUUAUGGCUUAAGCAGUUCAAGGCGUGCACCAGACGCUCUCCAUCCGUAUGGUUAUUCUAAGGAAAGAUUUGUUUGGUCUUUGAUAUCUGCUGUUGGCAUUUUUUGUCUUGGUUCUGGUGCUACAAUAGUUCAUGGAAUUCAAAACUUGUGGACUGCACAGCCUCCUACUUAUAUUGGAUAUGCAUCAUUGGUGAUUGGUGGCUCAUUCAUCAUUGAAGGUGCUUCUCUGCUUGUUGCAAUACAAGCUGUUAAAAAAGGUGCAGCUGCAGAAGGAAUGACAAUUAGGGAAUAUGUAUGGCGUGGCCAUGACCCUACAUCUGUUGCUGUUAUGACAGAGGAUGGGGCUGCAGUUACAGGCCUAGCCAUUGCUGCUGCUUCGUUGUAUGCAGUGAAUAUAACAGGAAACCCAAUAUAUGACCCCAUAGGUUCCAUCAUUGUUGGCAAUCUUCUUGGAAUGGUGGCUAUAUUUCUGAUUCAGAGGAACCGUCAUGCUUUGAUUGGUAGAGCAAUCGAUGACCAUGAUAUGGAGAGAGUUCUUCAGUUUUUGAAAAAUGAUCCCGUUGUUGAUGCUGUAUAUGAUUGCAAGAGCGAGGUGAUUGGACCUGGAUUUUUUAGAUUCAAAGCAGAGAUUGAUUUCAAUGGGGUGGUGCUGGUGCAGAAUUAUCUAGAAAGAGCCGGACGCCAGGAGUGGGCGCGACAGUUCCGGGAGGCUGCAAAGGAGAUGGAUGAUACAACACUUCUCAUGCUCAUGUCAAAUUAUGGUGAGGAGGUUGUGACAGCAUUGGGAAGUGAAGUUGAUCGCCUGGAAAAAGAGAUCCAAGAAAUAGUUCCCGGCAUUAAGCAUGUGGAUAUUGAGGCACAUAACCCCAUUUGAACACCCAAAUUUUACUUGAGAGGAUGCUGAAGUGGCCUCUAAAGGUGUUAUGCAAGAUGGGAGGAUUAACACGUAUUGUAACAUGAAUGAGGUCGCAAACUAGAUAAAGAAAAUUUUGACUACAGA
Cuscuta campestris is the source of this 1808-nucleotide messenger RNA. The record is from the annotation of a GenBank genome assembly. Lineage: Eukaryota; Viridiplantae; Streptophyta; Magnoliopsida; Solanales; Convolvulaceae.